AUGGAGACUGAGGACGAGCCGAUGAGGACGAUCGGAGCCUCCUUCUCUAGGCCCAGGAUCGGCCUCUUCACCUCCUCCUCCAUCUGCGACCUCAUCCCUCUGCCUCCUCCUCUUCCGCUCGACCCCCUCCCCCUCCGCCUCCUUCUCCGCCGUUCGGGACCUCUCUCUACCUCCUCCUCCUCCAUUCGGCCCCCUCCCCUCUCCGUCUCCACCAUCCGAGACAUCCUCCCUCCGCCUCCUCCUCCUCCAUUCGACCCCCUCCGCCUCCUUCUCCACCAUCCGAAACAUCCUCCCUCCGUCUCCUCCUCCUCUGCUCGGCUCCCUCCCCCUCUGCCUCCUCCUCCAUAUGGAAUCUCCUCCCUCCGCCUUCUCCACCUCCGCUCGGCCCCUCCCCCCUUCACCUCCUCCUCCAUCCAGAUUAUCAAAAUGGCCUCUGUUGAGGGGAGUAUGCCAUCUAUGGAUGAUUCAAGUAAUACUUCAUCCUCUCAAAUAAAUGUAGUUAGAGGUAAAAAUGAUCCUACAUGGAAUCAUUGUAGAGAAGCUCCUGAACUUAAUGGUAAUAUCAAAAGGAUGAAGUUGGCAUACUUGUAUUGUGGAAACGUAUUUGCUGGUGAUGGGAUCAAUCGCUUCAAACAAUAUCUUACAGGAGUGAAAGAAGAAGCAGAACUAUGCUGCAAGGUGCCAGUAGAUAUUCAUCAUCAAAUGAUACAAAAUAUUCAAGCUAUUGAUAUAUUGAACUUGAAAGAUUUGGAUGGUGAUGAUGGUAAAAAUGAUCGAAAUGAUGUCAAUAGGAGAGAAGAUGGAGGAGAUGAGAAUAUUGCAAGUCAAAGAGAUAUUUUUGCAAAUAUUGACAUAAAUUUCAGUCUAUUAGCUUAA
Elaeis guineensis (African oil palm) is the source of this 876-nucleotide messenger RNA. The record is from RefSeq and is a predicted model, not a curated record. NCBI's taxonomy places the organism in Eukaryota, Viridiplantae, Streptophyta, Magnoliopsida, Arecales, Arecaceae.